UAAAGAAAUGGAAGUGGCCGGAAUUGCAGGGGAAUCCGUCCAGUUACAGCCAGUGAAAUUGCCGGAGCCUUGGACAGAAAUGACCUGGGAGGUUACACUAGACUCAGCAGAGACGUAUUGGAUUGUAACAUUUAAUGAAGGGGAACCCCCUGACCUUGGGUCAUCCCCACAUUUUAUCAACAGAGUCACUUUCCACCCUGAGAAUCUCUCACUGCAGAUUGAUCCCGUUAAGAAGUCAGACAGUGGCCUCUAUACCUUGAUAAUUGACACUGGAGGAGGCCGUGAAAACCGCACAAAGUUCCGUGUCUCUGUGUUUGACCGAGUCCGGCAGCCAAACAUCAUGGUGCUCCCUGCCCACGCGGAGCUCGGCCAGUGCAACGUUACCCUGUCCUGCUCGGUGCCUGGCGCUGACAGAGUCACCUACGGCUGGUCCCGAGGCACGUCCCAGAUACCGUCUGACCGGGACCAUCAGCUCCCUGGGCACCAAUCCCUGCUGCACGUAGUGAUUAAUGCAAACAGCAGUGACGUCUUCUACCGAUGUAACGCUAGUAACCGAGCCAGCUGGGCUGCAGCCACUGUAGAUGGCAAAUCAUUGUGCGACUCCCCAGCCACAG
Molecule: messenger RNA, 614 nt
Organism: Chrysemys picta bellii (western painted turtle)
Lineage: Eukaryota; Metazoa; Chordata; Testudines; Emydidae
Source: RefSeq, a predicted model, not a curated record